Messenger RNA from Elgaria multicarinata webbii, 1510 nucleotides. RefSeq names its product regucalcin-like. Gene Ontology annotation, molecular function: gluconolactonase activity; enzyme regulator activity; calcium ion binding. The record is from RefSeq and is a predicted model, not a curated record. Gene Ontology annotation, biological process: L-ascorbic acid biosynthetic process. The transcript is spliced from 8 exons. Lineage: Eukaryota; Metazoa; Chordata; Lepidosauria; Squamata; Anguidae. The coding region runs from base 367 to 1266 and encodes 299 amino acids.
GCAAAGAUACUAGCAGACAUUAAAGAUUAGCAAUUCCAGCUGCUAUAAAUUUGAAGACAUUUUGGAAACGUUAGCCUGUAGUACCAGAAAGCGAAACGUAGAGGAAUCUUGUGGCAUACAUUUUUCUGGACUGUAGUCUACGUCACUAGAUAUAGUAACUGGAAUUCUACUGAGCCGACUGAAAGAAGGAUUCGAUUUACUCAGCUGAUACUGGAUUCUUGGACAAGUUUUGACUCUAUUUCUAUUGGCACUCACUUCUGGAGUUUGUGAUUAGAGGGAGUUCUAGUCUUUGGCAACACUGCACAAGCCUGUACAACUAGCGAUUCACCAAGUAUCCCUAAUUGCUGCUUCUCCUCUCCAAAGGCAAUGUCAUCUGUAAAAAUUGAAUGUGUUGUGCAAGAGAACUGCAAGAUUGGAGAAUCACCUGUAUGGGAGGAAAAGGAAAAUUCUCUUGUCUUUGUGGACAUAACUGGUAAAAAGGUCCAUCGAUGGAAUUCCCUUACUAAGGAAGUGCAAAGUGUUACUGUGGAUGCUCCAGUGAGCUCGGUAUCUCUUCGCAAAUCCGGUGAUUAUGUUAUUACCCUGGGAACCCAGUUCGCUGCUUUAAACUGGAAAAAGAAGUCUGUAACCACCAUUACCCAUGUUGACAUGGAUAAAUCCAAUAACCGGUUCAAUGAUGGAAAAGUGGAUCCUGCAGGAAGACUGUUUGCAGGUACAAUGGCUGAGGAGAUUCGGCCAGCAGUGUUAGAGAGGCACCAAGGUUCUCUCUACACUCUGUUCCCUGAUCAUUCUGUAGUGAAACACUUUGACAAGGUGGACAUCUCCAAUGGUCUGGAUUGGUCGUUAGAUCACAGAACGUUCUUUUACAUCGAUAGCCUUUCAUACUGCGUGGAUGCCUUUGACUAUGACCUUCAAACCGGAAAGCUUUCCAACCGCAGGAAUAUGUACAAGUUGGAAAAAGAAGAGAGCAUCCCUGAUGGGAUGUGUAUUGACACAGAAGGGAAGCUCUGGGUUGCCUGUUAUGAUGGAGGAAGAGUCAUCCGUAUAGACCCUGAGACCGGAAAACGAAUCCAGACAGUGAAACUUCCUGUUGAUAAAACGACCUCCUGCAGUUUUGGUGGAAAUGAUUAUUCUGCAUUGUAUGUCACAUCUGCUUGCCAAGGAAUGGAUGAGGCCUGGCUGUCACGGCAGCCACAGGCCGGUGGCAUUUUCAAGAUAACUGGACUCGGUGUGAAAGGAAUCCCACCACAUUCAUAUGCAGGUUAAUGAUUACUCCUGAAGACAAGAUCAUGAAAGAAAAAAAAUGUGAAAUGUAUGCAUGACUGGAAAUCUAUCAAUCUUUUCUUAGAGGCUACAGUGGGGUCGCAGAUAUGAGAAGUAGAACUAAAUAAACAUCAGAUUUGUAAUUUGCCGAAUUAGCAUUUUUACUGUUACCAACUUGAAAAACAGAAAUGUUUCUUUAAUAAAAAAACCCCCAAAACCUCUCCUAAUAAAGUUUGAAAUCUAUGAA